AUGCGCUUCUCAACGGUUAUCAUGGCGCUCGGUGCGCUUUUCGUGGGCGCGAAGGCUCAGGCUGAUGUGGCCUCCGAUAUUCAGCACUCGGUUCUCAUGGCUCUCGCCCAUGCCCUGCCCACAGAAAGCGUAUCCCUCGCCCUAGCCUCCCCUAACGCCUUCGCCUCCGAGGUGGCCUCGUGCAUCGCGGCUGGCAACACACCAGACUGGUACAAGGCGCUUCCUACCAGUGUUCAGACCCUCUUGCCUCAAGCCUACCCGCCCGUAGUCACGGCUACUCCUACGCCCACGGCCUCUCCCUCGUCUAGCGCCUAUGUUGUCAAGAGCAGCAGCGUUGUCGAGACGUCGACCAUUGUCACGCCAUACCCGACUGCAGGCAUGAACAGCACCACGGCCAAACCUAACAUGAUUGCUACUGGAAGCCCCAGCGUCAUUGUGACACUGAGCCCUACCUCCAGCGGCACUCCAACCACCCCCAAUAGCCCCAACUUCACCGGCGCAGCUUCUAAGCUCUCCAUGGGCGCAGGUUUUGGUGCUGCCAUUGCUAUCAUAGGUCUGCUUGCUUUCUAA
Molecule: messenger RNA, 570 nt
Organism: Exserohilum turcica Et28A
Lineage: Eukaryota; Fungi; Ascomycota; Dothideomycetes; Pleosporales; Pleosporaceae
Exons: 2
Coding region: 1-570 (189 amino acids)
Source: RefSeq, a predicted model, not a curated record